Messenger RNA from Eucalyptus grandis, 1641 nucleotides. Its product is annotated as MDIS1-interacting receptor like kinase 2-like. The transcript has a single exon. NCBI's taxonomy places the organism in Eukaryota, Viridiplantae, Streptophyta, Magnoliopsida, Myrtales, Myrtaceae. Gene Ontology annotation, molecular function: protein kinase activity; ATP binding. Gene Ontology annotation, biological process: protein phosphorylation. The coding region runs from base 25 to 792 and encodes 255 amino acids. The record is from RefSeq and is a predicted model, not a curated record.
AGAAGAAUUUCUACGGUUGUACUCAUGACAAUACUUAUACCACUGAUGGCUAUAUCAUUCAUUUUCUAUCUGGUUUUGAGGCAUUUGACCUUUUUUCGGCGUAGAAUGAAGAGCACUCAAUCAGAGAUGAUAGAAAAAAAUGGAGAUUUCUUGUCAAUAUGGAAUUAUGAUGGGAGAAUUGCAUAUGAAGACAUAAUCAAUGCAACAGAAGACUUUGACAUCAAAUAUUGCAUUGGAACCGGUGGAUACGGUAGUGUCUAUAGAACGCAAUUGCCUAAUGGGAAAAUCGUGGCAUUGAAGAAACUUCACCAUCAUGAAGCGGAGGACCAAUCUUUCGACAAGAGCUUCCGAAAUGAAGUGAAGCACUUGACUGAAGUACGGCAUAGAAGCAUAAUUAAGCUCCAUGGUUUUUGCUUACACAAGCAAUGCAUGUUCUUGGUUUAUGAGUACAUGGAAAGGGGGAGUCUAUUUUGUGCUUUGAGAGAUGACGUUGAAGUGAUGGAACUAGAUUGGUCUAAAAGACUCGUCAUUGUAUGGGAUAUGGCACAUGCCUUGUCUUACCUACACCAUGAUUGCGCUCGACCAAUCGUUCAUCGAGACAUAUCUAGCAACAACAUUUUGCUAGACAACAAUAUGCAGGCUUUUUUAUCAGAUUUCGGCACAGCAAGACUCCUAGAACCUAAUUUCUCAUCUAAUCUCACUGCAAAUAUUGCAGGCACCCGUGGAUAUAUAGCACCAGGUAAGCAACAAUCGUCCAUAUUUUUGUGGAACGUUAUUACUAGACGCACUUAGCUAGAUCAAUAUACUAAACACCCCCAUGUGGUAAUAACAUGUUGUCGCUUCAGCAUACUUACAUAUUUAUCAUUUGAUAAUGCACUAACUAAGAUUGUGAACUUUGUUUCGAGCCUCAUCUAAUCUAUGGCCUUUUGUUUUUUUUUAAGAGCUUGCUUACACUUUGGUCUUCAAUGAGAAAUGUGACGUAUAUAGCUUCGGGGUGGUAGCAAUGGAAAUAAUAAUGGGUGAGCAUCCAAGUGAGAUCAUCUUAAUGUUGUCCACUCUCUUCAGAGAAGAUAUUAUGCUACAUCAAAUAUUGGAUCCGCGCUUGCCAAUCCCAAGAGAGAAUUCUAUCGCAAGAAGUAUCGUUUUGGUAGUUUCUCCAGCGCUUGCUUGCUUAAAUAGCAAUCCAAAGUUGCGACCCACGAUGAAACAAGUUUCGGAAGCUUUUAUGGCUCCAAAACUAGCGUUGGCCAAGCCCUUCUAUUCAAUCUCACUUGCGCAGCUCCAAGGAAACAAUCGAGAAGUAUGGUGGGAAGGUGGAUCAAAAGAAAAUUCUUCAAGCCCACAAGAAGAUCAAGGAUCAUGAAGUACUUUUCCCAAAACAAGCAAAUAAGUUUCACCAAGUGAAGAGUCGGUUGAUGAAAUGAUGCUGCAAAUUGGCGAACAUGGUUGAGGUCAGGAAGUAUGCGGCCCUUGCAAUUUUAAGUCAUGCUAAAAAAUUUCAUACUAGCUAGGCUAAAAUCUUCCUAGGUAACAAUUACUAGGUAGUGAGAAAAGCAUUUAUCAGACAGUUGUUUAUUUUUCCGUCUUUUUAGUAAGAUCGAAUUGUGUGAUGAGUGAUAAUGCGUUGUUGUCACCAUGAAU